Molecule: messenger RNA, 1981 nt
Organism: Ziziphus jujuba (common jujube)
Lineage: Eukaryota; Viridiplantae; Streptophyta; Magnoliopsida; Rosales; Rhamnaceae
Product: D-glycerate 3-kinase, chloroplastic
Exons: 12
Coding region: 148-1479 (443 amino acids)
Biological process (GO): photorespiration
Cellular component (GO): cytoplasm
Source: RefSeq, a predicted model, not a curated record
AAAAUCGGAGUUGGGUAAUUUAGUAAUCGCGUGGAGACCAAAGAUUUUCUGCAUCCUCAGAGUUUGUGGGUUAUCUUCUCUGCAACAUCAUAGGCAGAGAGAGAGAGAGAGAGAGAGAGAGAGAGAGAGGAGGAGAGAGAAAUAAAAAUGGCGGCUUUGAAUAUCUUAUCUCAGCCAGCACCUUCUUUCUCUCAUUUUUAUAAUAAUAAUAGUAGUAAUUGUUUAAAUAAUAAUUUCAAAUGUAAAUUACAUUCUUCUUCUUAUUCCCACCAUUUCAAUUCUCUCUCUUCUAUAAACAAACAAAGUCCACAUUCAAAGCCAUUUCCGGUGCCUACCCAGUUCUCAAAAUCUGGCAGUGGGAGUUCAUGGAUGCAAGGCAGUUCCUUAUGUCACAACAUUGUCGCUGGCAAUGAGAGCGGGCAGGGCCGACUUUUUUCUGCAUUUCCCACAAAACCUGCUCAAGUUUCAUCUAUACAGGAUCUUUAUGAGUUUAUUUGCUCAGGUCCUUUGUUAGAGAAAUUGGGUCUAACAGAAAAAUCAAUAGCUGACUCAAUUGACAAGUGGCUGGCGUAUGGCUUGCACCUUUGUCGACUAUUUCAGCUCAAUGAAUUGUACCUUAAUGUUCCCCAGAAAGUUAGGUUCUAUCACUACUAUAUCCCAGUCUUUCUAUGGUGUCAAGAUCAGAUAUCUCAGCACAGAGCCGGUUAUAAAGAGGGAGAAGAUGUACCUCCCUUAGUGAUUGGUUUUAGUGCACCCCAAGGUUGUGGGAAGACUACACUUGUCAUUGCUCUUGAUUAUCUUUUCCGAGUAAAUAGAACGAAGUCUGCCACAAUAUCCAUUGAUGACUUUUAUUUGACAGCAGACGCCCAGGCUAAACUAAGAGAACAACAUCCAGGGAAUUCACUUCUAGAGCUCCGUGGAAAUGCUGGCAGCCAUGAUCUUCCAUUCUCUGUUGAAACACUGACAGGUCUAACCAAUUUAACUAAAGAAGGUAUGAAGUUGAAGCUGCCCCGAUAUGACAAGUCUGCUUACAAUGGGAAGGGUGACAGAGCUGAUCCUUCAACAUGGCCAGAGGUUGAAGGGCCACUUUCUGUUGUUCUGUUUGAAGGUUGGAUGCUUGGUUUCAAACCUCUUCCAGGUGAAGUUGUCAAGGCUGUUGAUCCUCAGCUCGAGAUUGUAAAUAAAAAUCUUGAAGCUUAUUAUGAUGCUUGGGACAAAUUCAUUAAGUCGUGGAUAGUUAUCAAGAUUAAGGACCCAAGUUGUGUCUACAAGUGGCGUUUGCAGGCAGAGAUUGCAAUGAGAGAGGCAGGCAAACCUGGAAUGUCUGAUGAGGAGGUCAAAGAUUUUGUGUCAAGGUACCUGCCAGCAUACCAUGCUUACCUUCCUACACUUUAUUCUGAGGGGCCAAAUGGAUCCGAUCCUAAUCAUCUUCUCAUCAUUGAAAUUGAUGAAGAGAGAAACCCUAUCCUUGGUAACUAAGUGAUUCAUGAUUUCGGAUACAAGCUUGCCAUGGAGCCCAAUUUUGACUUCCUGAAGAUGAAAUAUGCAUAGGAGACUGGUUUUAAAGAGUAUCAACGAUCAGGGAAAGUCAAUGUAAAUGACUGUUUAGCAGAUAUCUUCAAAUGUAAAAUUUUCUUUUUCUAGGCCACCAAUUUCAAUUCUUUUUAGGGUGUUAAAGUAUAUAUUAUGAUGUUACUUGUAAACGGAUGCUGGCUUUAUAGCUUUCAUCUAUGUAAUCCAAGGCUUACUGCUAAAAAAACCUAGAGAUGGAUUCUUGAUAUCAAAUUGAAAUUGAGGAGAUAAUUAUAAUUGUAAAUGUAAUUGUGUAAAGGAUCAAUUAUUGCCAAUAACCUUCAAUAAACUCAUUAUCGAUUAUUCACCAAGAUCAAUGUCCCAAACUUGUUUGCUCAUUAGAGGCAGUUUGAUACAUGGGUACAACAAUCAACUAAAUAGCAAAAAUAAAAAAUAAAAAAUAAAAAAA